Marmota flaviventris (yellow-bellied marmot) is the source of this 3265-nucleotide messenger RNA. RefSeq names its product solute carrier family 30 member 9 (gene Slc30a9). Gene Ontology annotation, cellular component: membrane; endoplasmic reticulum. The record is from RefSeq and is a predicted model, not a curated record. Gene Ontology annotation, biological process: zinc ion transport; transmembrane transport; intracellular zinc ion homeostasis. Gene Ontology annotation, molecular function: monoatomic cation transmembrane transporter activity. Lineage: Eukaryota; Metazoa; Chordata; Mammalia; Rodentia; Sciuridae.
CAUUGCGAUUUCCGGGUCGUUGAGGCCGCCUUCGGCGGCGCAGGCAUCCGUGUUUGCUGGUGUCCAGUCUAUGGAGGCAGUUGGUGCUGGCGGCGGCGCCGAGGCAGGAGGCGGUGUCCGAGUAGGGGCCUCUGCCCCGCCAGGAUGUUACCGGGCUUGGCCGCCGCCGCUGCGGCCUGCAGAUGUAGCUGGUCCUCUUUCUGCCGGCUUCAUCUGCGCUGCCCGGCAGCGGCCCGUGGCUCCAGCGACCGCCACGAAUGGCGGAAUUUAGUGACAACUGGAAGUUUUGCAUACAUGGUUCCCUAUAGUCACCCACAUAUUUGUGUACUGAGUCAAGUAAAAUUGUACUCUACAAAUGUUCAGAAAGAAGGACAGGGAUCACAAACUCUCAGAGUGGAAAAAGUGCCAUCAUUAGAUGAAUCAGCAGAAAAUAUUGGCGCAGAACUCAAAGCCCCACUUAAGCAAGAACCUCUCCAAGUAAGAGUCAAAGCAGUCCUUAAAAAAAGGGAAUAUGGAUCAAAAUACACUCAGAAUAAUUUCAUCACUGGAGUCAGAGCAAUGAAUGAGUUCUGCCUUAAGCCCAGUGAUCUAGAACAGCUCCGAAAAAUCAGACGACGAAGUCCCCAUGAAGAUACUGAGUCCUUUACUGUGUACUUGAGAUCAGAUGUGGAGGCAAAAUCCUUGGAAGUUUGGGGAAGCCCUGAAGCUCUUGCCAGAGAGAAGAAACUGCGUAAGGAAGCAGAAAUCGAAUACAGAGAACGGCUGUUUAGAAAUCAAAAGAUAUUAAAAGAAUAUAGAGAUUUCUUGGGAAACACCAAGCCACGUUCCAGAACAGCAUCAGUGUUCUUUAAGGGACCAGGAAAAGUGGUGAUGGUUGCCAUUUGCAUCAAUGGUUUAAACUGCUUCUUUAAAUUCCUUGCCUGGAUUUAUACGGGUUCAGCAAGUAUGUUUUCAGAAGCUAUACACUCAUUAUCUGAUACUUGUAACCAGGGUUUACUAGCAUUGGGCAUCAGUAAGUCUGUUCAAACACCAGAUUCUACUCAUCCGUAUGGAUUUUCAAACAUGCGCUAUAUUUCUUCACUAAUUAGUGGUGUUGGUAUUUUCAUGAUGGGUGCAGGACUCUCUUGGUACCAUGGAGUUAUGGGAUUGCUUCAUCCUCAACCAAUGGAAUCCCUUCUAUGGGCAUAUUGUAUUUUAGCAGGAUCAUUGAUAUCUGAAGGAGCAACACUUCUUGUUGCAGUAAAUGAACUUCGUAGGAGUGCUCAGGCCAAAGGAAUGUCAUUUUAUAAAUAUGUAAUGGAAAGUCGUGAUCCUAGUACAAAUGUUAUAUUAUUGGAGGAUACUGCAGCAGUCUUGGGAGUGACAAUAGCAGCCACUUGCAUGGGUCUUACUUCUAUAACAGGCAAUCCAUUGUAUGACAGCCUAGGUUCAUUGGGUGUGGGCACCUUAUUAGGCGUGGUCUCAGCAUUCCUCAUCUACACCAACACAGAAGCACUCUUGGGACGAUCCAUACAACCAGAGCAAGUUCAGCGGCUUACUGAACUCCUGGAGAAUGACCCAUCAGUAAGGGCAAUUCAUGAUGUUAAAGCCACAGAUCUGGGAUUAGGUAAAGUAAGAUUUAAGGCAGAAGUAGAUUUUGAUGGACGAGUUGUUACAAGAUCAUAUUUGGAAAAACAAGAUUUUGACCAAAUGCUACAAGAAAUUCAAGAAGUGAAAACUCCUGAAGAGCUAGAGACCUUUAUGCUUAAACAUGGAGAAAAUAUUAUUGAUACAUUAGGAGCUGAAGUAGAUAGACUUGAGAAGGAACUGAAAAAACGAAAUCCUGAAGUUCGGCAUGUAGAUUUGGAGAUACUUUAACCUUGAUGGGGUCUUGGAAAUGAGCUUGUCAAGCCAUUCUACAAAGCACGUUUUCCUGCUUCUUCCCAUACUAAAGGAGUCAGCGCCAUUCAGAAGCCAUUUCCUUUUUCAAGACAGAGGAAAUAUUUUAUGUAAAGAGCAAUUGAACAGGCCACAGAACUAAAACUUCUUUCUUCUAAUCAUGUUUUUUGUGCUUCAGUAGGGGACACUUUGGUUAUUUCAGUUGUUCAUAAUUUCAUUUUAGCCUGUCAGUGUGUAUUAUACCUUGCAAUCAUGUUUUCUUUCUUCACAUUGGUAAAAAAUAAGUGGCAUCCAUAGGAUUAUAACUUUUAAUUUUGUUCCUACUGAAGAUUUUACUCCAUCAAAAUCUGCCAAUCUUGACUAUUCUGGCUAAAUUUGGUUCAGGGUUUAUAAACAGUCACUCUCUUUCAAAGUCUGUCUUUCCUAAUACAAUGUAGAAAUUAUUUCUUUCUACGCACCUUGUUAUUUUGACCUGAGCAUUGAGAAGAGUCCUUCUUUCCUAACCUAAACUCUUUAUCCAGAUAUUCAUUCCAGAAGUGGUUUAGUUAUUACUGAAUUAAGUGAAGACAUUUCAGUACUCUUUUAUAUCAUAGAAGUUGCCAUUUUGUAAAAAUUUCUCAUUUCUCUUUUUUUCCCUUAUUUGGUUUAAUUUUUCUAAAGUUAAGAGAUAUAAAGUAAUCCUAAACAUUUCCAUGGGUCAGUGUAAUGGUUGUUUCUUUUCUUUUCUCUCUUUUUUUCUUUCUUUUUUUUUGGGGGGGGGGUGGGAUAAACCGGCUUCAGUACUGUAAUGUUUAUUUUCUGGGAGAUAAUGCAUUUAUAAGCAUUUUAAUAUUCUGCAAAAUGAACUAGAAAUAUUUAUAAUUUUACAGACAGGACAGCAUUUCAUUUUUAAUUUAUUUAAAUGGAGGCACUACUUAUGUAAAUUUGAACUGUGGGAUAUUUCUUGCUUUGAGAGAGAAGUAAAUCUCUUACACUGAAACUUAUGUCAUGAUUUUGUAUCAUAUGGUAGUCGUCAGUGUAUCUGUGAGUUUCUUGCAGUUACAAGUGGGCAUUCAGCAUAAUAUAUUGGGCUAUAACAUAUUAUUGUAAGUAAAUAGUUUUCUAAUGACCAUAAAGUAUCAAGGUGAAGAAAACAUGUAAUUCAAGUAAUUAAAAAUUUUAGUGAAAAACUACAGCUGUCUCCAUCAAAACAAGUCAUAUGCACUUUAAAAUGUCCAGGUAACAGUGAGCAUUGUUCAUGCCAGAAUGGUGGCUACUGGUCUUUGCUGAGUGAGACCUGCAGACCUAACUACCUGUGUGAGGUCAGGGUCUUAAAGCUAAUAUGGAAGUUUAUAAAUUAUAGCAAAUUGUAAUCCUGGAAACAAAAAAUAAAUCUUUGACUAAAGGG